GGAAAAUAAAAAACAGUCUUUCAGACACAAUGCAAACACAGCCUUAAAUUUGCAGAAAUUAUGGCCAAAUCAAUAUCUGCAUCUAAGUGUCCGCCGAAAAUCAUGCAAUACUAUCUACUAACAAUGUCUCUCUCUUCUCACUCCUCAUCAGUAGAAUAGAAACUUGACACCAACAGCAAUGGUAGGCUCAAUUUCAAUAUCACGAAACCCUAACUCCCUGGUCCCACAGUCAACUUCAGGCGACCCUCCACCACCACCAACUUACGCCGGCGUUACUGCUGGUGGUGGUGGUGGUGGAGGAGGAGGAGGAUUCUUAGCUCUUCCUAAACGACCGCCGAUAAGAGUGACGUCAGAGUUUGACAGUGACAGCUCCAUUUUCUUCCACAAGAUCUCUUGCAAGUUCUUCGAUAGUCUGGCGAAGUUGAAGCUCUCGUUUCAGAACGACAAAAAAGGUGAGAUUUCCGAGCCCCAAUUGGUCUUCAAAUCCAAGUACCUUUCGCUGAACUACGAAUUCGAAGAACAUAACGCCCUUGUCGAAGGCUUCUUCGAUUUCGCUCCUGGUUUGCAAUUGCGAGCUGUUCACGAUGUCAAGGUUGUCCAAAAGAAUGUACUGAUGAAGAAAAUGGAAGUAUUUGGUCCAUGUAAAGAAGUUUCUUUGAAUGGACGGAGACCAAUGUACUAUCCGCUAGACGCAGUGUGCAAAAGUCAAGGUGCACCCCUUGCACCUCAACUGGUCUCAGGCGAGGGGACAUUGAUGAAGUGCGUGCGUCGCAUGCCUUGGGGAUCAAGCUCAAGGUUCAAAGGUGCUCACUUCCCCCCUACUGUGUUGGUACAUUUUAAGGGCUAG
Ilex paraguariensis (yerba mate) is the source of this 847-nucleotide messenger RNA. NCBI's taxonomy places the organism in Eukaryota, Viridiplantae, Streptophyta, Magnoliopsida, Aquifoliales, Aquifoliaceae. The record is from the annotation of a GenBank genome assembly.